Molecule: messenger RNA, 891 nt
Organism: Fulvia fulva
Lineage: Eukaryota; Fungi; Ascomycota; Dothideomycetes; Mycosphaerellales; Mycosphaerellaceae
Product: Alkaline ceramidase
Exons: 4
Coding region: 1-891 (296 amino acids)
Biological process (GO): ceramide biosynthetic process; ceramide catabolic process
Cellular component (GO): endoplasmic reticulum membrane
Source: RefSeq, a predicted model, not a curated record
AUGCAGAUCCAGCAAGCUGUAGCUCCCAGGCACGGGUUCUGGGAUACCAUUCCUCUUCGGGAAAGUGCCGUGAACUUCUGUGAAGAGGACUAUGCCAUCACAUACUACAUUGCCGAGUUCUUCAACACGCUGACCAGCCUUGCCUACAUCGCCUACGGCAUUCAUGGCAUCCGUCGGUACAAGAGGCAAGGCCUGAGCCUCUUCGCCGAGCCAAAUCUAUCAUACUGGGCACUGAUCGGAGUCGGCAUAUUUUCUGGAGGCUAUCACACCACAUUGAAGUACUACACCCAGAUGAGCGAUGAGUUAUCAAUGCACCUGGCUAUUGGCACGUUGCUCCACCAGGUCUAUACAUUCAACGAGCCGCCCAAAAUUCAGCGUCGCAACACGGCCAUAAUCGUCGGUGUGUUGGUGCCGUUCGUGAUAUACCACUGCGUCACGGAUGAGUUCCUGCUGCAUGUAAUCUUGUUCUUCAUCAUGUCGUGGAUGGUCGCCUUCAGGAUCCGGAAGCUGAUUCGAGAGACGGUCAAGGACGAAGGGCACCGGCGCCAGCUGCGGAGGCUAGUCGGCUUCGCCUCGUGGACGUCGAUGAGUGCCUACGGCAUCUGGAACAUCGAUGUUCAUUUCUGCCCAGCAGUACAUGGACUGAAGCAGCAAGUCGGUAUGCCAUGGGCCGUACUGCUGGAACUCCAUGGGUACUGGCACAUCAUGACCGCGAUUGGGGCAUAUACCUUCAUGGCUAUCGUCGAGUUUCUGAUCAGCCCGGAGCACCUCGAUAACCAUGGGCUCGGUUUUGCUUGGCCGGCGAAGACAGUAUUGCGCGACAUCAGCCACAACGCUGCAAACGGUCAUGCUAAUGGGCAUGUCAACGGUGGCAUCCGGAAGGAGGAUUAG